This is a messenger RNA of Ricinus communis (castor bean), 3676 nucleotides long. Its product is annotated as probable LRR receptor-like serine/threonine-protein kinase At5g48740. Gene Ontology annotation, biological process: protein phosphorylation. The coding region runs from base 567 to 3278 and encodes 903 amino acids. NCBI's taxonomy places the organism in Eukaryota, Viridiplantae, Streptophyta, Magnoliopsida, Malpighiales, Euphorbiaceae. The transcript has 16 exons. Gene Ontology annotation, molecular function: protein binding; ATP binding; protein kinase activity. The record is from RefSeq and is a predicted model, not a curated record.
AACGACAGAUUGUCAUCCAAUACGCAUUUGGGUCAGCAUUGUGAUGUUUGUCAACUGGAUCACAUCCCUUCCCAUAAGGAAGAAACCUGUUCCAAGACUUUGUCACAAAAGCUAUUCGCAAACCCACUUUUAUCUUUUUUUAAACUUCUAACGACCUGGUCAUACAUAUGGAGAUGUGUUUUCCUUUUCUUUUCUUUUCCUUUUUUUUUUUCUUUUCUUGAGCUGCUUUUUAACUACCAACUACAUUAGGAGCAUUAGCACUAAAUUGGCUAUGUGUGUGAUAAGGAAAUAAAAAAAGAAUAAUCAUCCAAAAAGAAAUACAACAAUAAUAACAAUAUGCUCACACUAUAAUCAUCACCCUUUAAUCAAUUUGCCGCCUCACCAAUGAAUUACUUCUCAUUUCUACUAUUCUUGAUCAUUUUUUUUCCCUUUUCAUAGACCUUCCUGAAAGGCGGUAAAAAGGAAACAGGAAAACCAAAUACAUUUUUGUUUCUUGGACUAAAUAUAGGCGUGUUCUUUUCUUUUGGAGAGACACUAUUGUGGGUUCUGUUGAAGGGUCUAGUUCUAUGGCCCUAAACCGCAUCUGGGUUGGCUUCAUCUUCUUGUCUUGUCUAUGGAUACUUGGUUUCUGCAAAGACAAAGAUGGUUUCUUGAGUUUAUCUUGCGGUGGAACGACAAAUUUUACUGAUUCAUCGAACAUUUCUUGGGUUUCUGAUAGUGCAUAUAUAAGCAUAGGCAACACGACCACCAUUAAUUACAUUGAGGGUACUUCUUCAUUUACUGUUCCGGUCCGGUUUUUCCAAGACUUGAAAGGUCGAAAGUGCUAUAAGCUUCCAUUGACGAAUGUGUCAUCUGUAGUACUAGUUAGAGCUCAAUUUGUGUAUAAGAACUAUGACAGGCUUGGAAAACCCCCUGCUUUCUCUGUUUCUCUUGGCACAGCUGUUACUAGCACUGUAAAUCUUACAAUCAAUGAUCCAUGGACGGAAGAAUUUGUGUGGCCUGUUAAUAAGGACACGGUUUCUUUCUGUUUACAUGCAAUUCCUGAUGGCGGAUCGCCUGUUAUUUCAUCUCUUGAAAUUCGUCCACUUCCUCAAGGAGCUUAUCAGAGUGGAAUAGGAGAUUUUCCUAACAAGCCACUUAGAAAGUCUUUUCGUAUCAAUAGUGGCUAUACAAAUGGUUCCUUGAGGUACCCCUUGGAUCCAUAUGAUAGAAUAUGGGAUGCUGAUGAGAAUUAUACACCGUUUCAUGUAUCAAGCGGAUUCAAUAAGCUGCUAAGAUUCAAUUUGUCAAGUCUUAGUGAGAAUCCUCCUGUUUAUGUUCUUCAGACAGCGAGAGUUCUGGCACGAAGGGAUGCCUUAACCUACAACCUUGAUCUUGACACAACAGGGGACUACUGCAUUGUCCUUUACUUUGCUGGGAUUCUUCCUGUCUCUCCCUCUUUUGAUGUCUUGAUAAAUGGAGAUAUCGUUCAAUCUAAUUAUACUGUGAAAAUGUCAGAAGCUAGUGCUUUGUACUUAACUCGAAAAGAAAUCAAAAGCUUGAAUAUUACACUGAAAAGUAUCAGUUUCUAUCCACAAAUCAAUGCAAUUGAGGUUUAUGAGAUUGUUGAAAUUCCAUUGGAAGCUUCCUCAACAACAGUGUCAGCCCUUCAGGUUAUUCAGCAGUCGACUGGACUGGACCUGGAAUGGGAAGAUGACCCAUGUUCUCCAACACCAUGGGACCAUAUUGGAUGUGAAGGAAGCCUUGUCACAUCAUUGGAGCUUUCAGAUGUCAAUUUAAGAUCAAUUAAUCCAACUUUUGGUGAUCUGUUGGACCUUAAAACACUGGAUUUGCAUAACACUUCACUUGCUGGAGAGAUACAGAACUUGGGAAGCCUUCAACAUCUUGAGAAGCUGAACCUGAGCUUUAAUCAGCUAACGUCCUUUGGAACAGAAUUGGACAACUUGGUUAGCCUUCAGAGUCUGGACCUGCAUAACAAUAGCUUACAAGGAACAGUUCCUGAUGGUUUAGGAGAGCUGGAGGACCUUCAUCUCCUUAACCUGGAAAAUAAUAAAUUACAAGGCAGCCUACCAGAGUCUUUGAAUAGAGAAAGUCUGGAAGUCAGGACAUCAGGAAAUCCAUGUCUUUCCUUCUCAACAAUGUCAUGCAAUGAUGUUUCAUCUAAUCCUUCAAUUGAGACUCCUCAAGUUACAAUCCUCGCCAAGAAUAAGCCUAACAAGAUUAAUCAUAUGGCAAUUAUAUUCGGUGCUGCUGGAGGAACCAUACUUGCUCUUCUUGUCAUUUCUCUGACAGUAUUCCUGUACAUAAAGAAACCAAGUACUGAAGUCACAUACACAGACAGGACCGCAGCAGAUAUGAGAAACUGGAAUGCAGCAAGAAUCUUUUCCUACAAAGAAAUCAAAGCAGCUACGAACAACUUCAAGCAGGUAAUUGGGCGCGGUAGUUUUGGAUCUGUUUAUCUUGGAAAGCUUUCAGAUGGCAAACUUGUAGCUGUGAAAGUUCGGUUUGAUAAGAGUCAACUCGGGGCUGAUUCUUUUAUUAAUGAGGUUCAUCUGUUGUCACAAAUUCGUCACCAGAAUCUCGUGGGUUUAGAAGGAUUUUGUUAUGAAUCAAAGCAGCAAAUACUAGUCUACGAGUAUUUACCCGGUGGAUCUCUGGCUGACCACCUCUAUGGUCCCAACAGUCAGAAAGUUUGUCUAAGUUGGGUUCGCAGACUGAAAAUCUCUGUUGAUGCUGCUAAAGGAUUGGACUAUCUGCACAAUGGAAGUGAACCACGAAUCAUACACCGUGAUGUGAAAUGCAGCAAUAUUUUGAUGGACAAAGACAUGAAUGCCAAAGUAUGUGACUUCGGCCUUUCUAAGCAAGUAAUGCAGGCAGAUGCAAGUCAUGUCACCACUGUUGUCAAAGGCACUGCUGGCUAUCUUGAUCCUGAGUACUAUUCUACUCAACAGCUUACAGAAAAGAGUGAUGUCUAUAGCUUUGGUGUAGUUCUUCUGGAACUCAUUUGUGGGCGAGAACCAUUACGCCACUCAGGAACUCCAGAUUCUUUCAAUUUAGUGUUAUGGGCCAAGCCCUACUUGCAGGCAGGUGCAUUUGAGAUAGUGGAUGAUAACAUAAAAGGAACUUUUGAUGUGGAAAGCAUGAGAAAGGCAGCCGCAGUUGCUGCUAGGUCAGUAGAGAGGGAUGCUUCACAGAGGCCUAAAAUUGCAGAGGUGUUGGCAGAGCUGAAAGAAGCCUACAAUAUUCAGCUCUCGUAUCUCGCAGCUUGUGAUAUGUAAAUCUCUUUCUCGUAAACACAAUCCAAAAUACUUCUACUCCUUGUUAACAUUCGUGCCGAAAGAGUUCUUCUCAGAUAGUUUGGUGUAUCACAUAGUAAAUUGAAGAAAGCACUGUACGGAUGAUAUCCAGUAAGUUAUGUAGCAGAAGAGCAUAUCAGAGAGUCGAAGAUUUGCAUAUACAUGUAUCUAUUUAGUCAAUGGGAAAAAAUAGAAGCAAGAAGUGGGAAGUUCUGUUUUAUGAGAAACACUUACCAAAGUGGAGUUCUGUUCAGAAACCAUCUACGUCGACCUCCCAACUCACAAGCAACAAACAUUGUGGUGGGUUGCACCAUUCCAAUUUUGAUUCUCGUCUUCUUUGCUUCUUCAAGUUCUCAAUAUGAAGAUUUCUAGCUUUAUUA